UUGUAGAAUUGACUAUUUAUUUAAUUAUUUGUUAUGUAUUUUCAGUAGUUGUAGGCGUUCUUUUCUUGUUUUCUUUCUAAAGAGCGGCAGCUCCGGCGCAAAUGCGCCCUUUUGGACAAUGUAGUCCAACUAUUACACAUUCUUACACCGUUCUAAUGCCAAGAGCCUACACUUCCCAGCGUUCCUCGGGGACGCUGCGCUCCGUUGUUUUCCCAGCUCAGACGCGGCUAGUUCAAGUUGCCAUAGCAGAAUGAAGCAAGGAGACUCUUCUGUUACUUAUCAGUGCUGAAAGAAAGUCCACCGGCUCCGUCUUUACAGUACAUUUCUCGCAUUAUUAAUUUACCUCAUUAUUUUUUUAUCUAAUCGUUUUGACGUUUUAUCCUAGGGUUUAAUUUGUAGGCGAACGUUUGGUUAGCUAGGCGGCUAACGUUCCCUGUAGUUUCCACUUGUUGCUAACCAGCCGGAGCAUCCUUCACAACAAUGAGCUGGACUGCGGUUUACGGGCUCAAGCGCAGUUUCAGCCGUCGUCACUUAGUCGGAUAGCACUGAGUCUUAGCUUAAAACUAAAAUGACAAAGCGUAAGUGUAGUUUUCCGACGUCAUGUGUUUGGUCAGUAAAAAAAAAAAGAAAAGUUCUCAACUAUCCCACCCUGCCGAUUAACGUUAGAGCGAACAGUUGGCGUUUCUAGUUGUGGUCGCUUUGCUCGUCGCUUUACGCGGUCCGCUGGAUAUGUCUCAAGCCAUGGACACGUCCAGCGAGUCAGAGUCGUACGGAAGGAAGGUGCGGGGACACAGGGCGCGGGGCCGUGAGACCCACCGCAGGUCCAUACGGGACAGAAGACAUGUCAGCGGGGGCAGAGAAGACGGGCGAGCCGCGGUGAUCUCGGACAAAAUCAGCACCCUCGCCGACACCUUGCAGGACACGAGUAGGAACCUGACCAAAGUUGACAAAAUGUUGGGUCAGUACAGGGAUCACGCAGAUGAUCAAGCUGAAGCCAUGACACUGCUCAGGGAGAGCUUAGAGGAUUCAAUCAAUCAGCUGCAGACACGGAGGCUGAGCAGGACCAACGGGGUCCGCAGUUCCUCCGUCUCUUCCCUCCACAACAGUGACCUUGAGGCCUACUCAGGGUCAGAGGAGAAGCGCUUCCAUCCCACCUCCCCGCUCAAGGAUUAUGACGGCAGCCCCAAAGGCAGGAGGAGGUCUCAGUCUGCUGGCGUUCGCUUCAAGGAUUCCACCCAGGCAGCAGACAUUCAUUCGGUGCACCAGACCCUGCGGGACCUGUGCUCCGACCAGCAGAGGCUGUCUGAUGACCUGGAUAGAGAAAUCCUGCGGAGGAACAGGUCGGACAUCGACACCAGGCGGGCGAUGGAGAACCUGUCGGAACACGUGACGGUUUCCCAGAGGCAGGACUCGGUGUCAUCCCGUGUGGAGCGACGUCUGCAGGAGCUGGAGAGAGAGAUGAACGUCGAGAGAGAGAGGAGGGCGGAGUGGCAGGCGGCUGGGGACGACGACCAGCAGGAGAAUUUAGGGAGGUGCCAAGUUCGACCCGAUGAGAGGGAAGAAGCCUUGACGGCGAGAUUUGCGCGAGCAGAGAGGGAGAAGUCCAAGAUGGAGCAGGAGCUGGGCAGAGCCAGGAGGUUACUGGAGCAGUCGGAGGACAGCAAGGAGUCCCUCGUUCAGCAGGUAGAAAACAUGCGUGGCGAGCUGCUGAGGACGAGGGCAGAGAAGACGGCGGUUCACCGGCCGCCAACGGAGACGUCUCAGCUCGGCACCCAGCUGUGUUCCAGCCACUCCGAGCGAGAAGGAGGAAGAGAUUACAGUGAGCUGGAAAAAGAGGUGGCUGAGCUGCGGGCGCAGCUCCUCAAGGCCUCUGUCCGGAGCGAGGUGGAAGAGCUGAGGAGGACCCUGGAGAGUAAGGAGAGAGAGAAUCUGCGACUCAGUUUACAGGUCAAGGAGUUCUCAUCUGACAUGGAGGGGCGGGAAGAGCAGCAUCUGCGAAUUCUGGACCAGCUGAAAAGCCUGCAGAGCCGCGGGCAGACAGAGAGGAGGGAGAUGGAGGCCUUGGUGCUGGAGAGCACGAGGAGCAAAAACGAGCUGAAGACCAGGGCCCAAGAAGCGGUGCGCCAGUGGAGGGCGAAGUGCAGGAGGCUGCAGAAGGAGCUGGAGGAUGCUGAGGUUCAAGGUCGACUCCAUGAAGAGAAGGCCCUGCAGGUCUCCAGGGAGAAGGAGAGCUCCCAGGCCCAGCUGAAGGCGCUGAGCCAGCAGGCCGAGGCGUCCCGCAGGGAGCUGGGCGAGGCCCUCGGCCGUUUGUCCCAGCGCGAGGAGGAGCUCCACCGUAAGGGCGUGGAGCUGUCGGAGGCCCACCAGAGGCAACUGGCGCUGCAGCAGGAGAUCCGAGAGGUGAAGGAGGCCUCAGCCGCCUUGCAGCAGGAGUCUCAGCGUCAGACCUCCACCAUUGCGAGACUGAGAGAAGAGAACCACAUACUGGAGGAACAAGCUGAUGUUCAAGCCCGCCGCCUUCAGAGGGACCAGGAGGCUAAGGCCGAGGUCCAGACCACCUUAAAGCAGAUGACCGCCGCGCACGCCCAGCUGUCCCUGCGACUGGCCGAUGAGGAGAACGCCCGGAAGGACGUGCAGAGGGCCACAACGGAGCUGCAGGCCAAGCUGACGCUGCUACAGGAGGAGCGCGCCACUCUGAGCCAGCAGCUGCAGCUGGAGCGAGAGGUCCAUCAGAAGGAACUGAAUAACAUGGCAGUGACAGUCAAAGACGACCGGACCAGGAAGGAUCGGGAAGUGCAGGAAAUGCUCAGACUCUGCCGACAGGAAAAUGAUGAACUGACUACACAACUAAGAGAAGUUAAGGCGGACGCAGCGUCAGACAAGGAGCUCCGCGUGGCGCUGCACAUCAAGUUGGACAAGAUGAAGGAUGAGUGUGAUAAGCUGGUGGCGCAGCUGCACACUAAAGACGGCGCACAUUCUCUUCUGCAGAGAAAAUACCAGCAACUCAAGCAGGAACUAAAAGACAAAGUGAGCGUUGAUGAGCAGAGACGUGUUUCCGAGUCUGAGCUUUUGAGGCUGGAGACGAAGAUUGUGACGAUGGAAGCAGACCGAGAGACGGUCCUCGCUUCCCUCGGGGAGGAACUGGAUGAAGUCUGUCGGGGCCUGGCGAGGAACGGACAAGACAAACUGCAGGCGAUCUCCCAGAGACCCGGAUUAGUGAAGGAUCCGCAUCUUUGGCUUGCUGAGACAAAGACCAAGCUGCGCUGGCUGAGCGAGGAAGUGCGAGAGCGCGACACGAAGGAGCGGCGGCUGAGGAAGCAGCAUCAGCAGACCAGAGACGAGCUGAAAGUUCUCAGGCAGAGCCGCGACUCGGAGCAGGAAACCCUCCUGCAGCGCAUGGACCAGCAGGAGAAGCUGCUGCUCUCCCUCAGCACGGAGAAGAAAGACUCCUCCAGCUGAUCUCUCUAACACGGCUGAGUCAGACUCGCAUCUUUCUGUCUGCUCACACCAUCUGUAUGAGCGGUAAUCCCUUUAAUUGGACGCUUUUUGGCACUGUUUUGUUUUCAUGGACGCUUACAAAGAUGCCUGCCUGUGCCCUCAUGUGAACUUAGUUUUAUCUUUCUUACUGUUUUUAUCCGUCUGUAUCCUUGACAUUAUAAAUGUUUUAGAAAGCAUCUUAAUGAUUUUGUAUUGGAGUUCUUUUUUGCCUACAGCCUCUAUUUUUUUUUCUUUCUUUCUUGCUUUCUUUUCAUCUUAUUUUUUUCUUUUCUUUUUGAUUUUUCCCUUUCUUGUUUUCUUUCGCUAUGAUGCGUUUCAUUAAGAAGAGAAGAGGAGUUUAAAGACAGGGAGACAGGUAGAGUUGGGGAGCAAUUAUGAAAACAGUCAUGUCACUUUUUUAUGGUGUUUUGUAGCAAAAUUAUAAACAUCGAAUAAAUAGGCUAAAUUAAAGAAACCCUAUGCAUGGUGCCUCUUGUCGUACAGACGGUAAUUAAACGCAUGCUGUUUACAACUACAGAACAUAUGCUUCUAAUAAUAAAAAAAAUGGCUGAAAGAUGCUGUGUUUAACAUAAUCUCUGUGCAAAGCUUGGUUUAAAGAUGAGAUUACCUCUCUUGUAUACUGCUGUCAUGUAUAGUUAAGGUCAAACAUAUGUUAGAUUUCUUUUUUCUUUUUUUAGGUUUUAUAUUUCAAUGUUAACACUGAAGAUUCUUGUUUUAUUCUUCUCAUAAACACAGAAUUUUGUAGUUUGACCCGACUUCGUACCUCAAAUCAUUCUAAAACUAAAGUAAUCUUCAUAAAGAACAUUUAUUAAACUGCAGCAAAAAUCCAUAUACAACAUUUAAUAAUGGGAUCCAAUAGGCAUUUGUUGAAAGUAAAUACAUUCACACACACACAUUCUUACAUUUGUUUUUUCCUUGACUCGAUAUUAUCCCCCUUCUCCGCAGAGAAACAGUACUUUUAUUGGCUUCUAGCAGCAAUCUGUCUGUUUUGUACAGUUCCUAUUCAUUCGCCUCUUCACUUGAAAGCCACUCUGCCCUGCAUGCAGAGAUAAGAGCGGUUCUGGUGUUGUGGAACCCAGCACGGCUUUCAGGUAAAAUGGGACUGAGCUUGAGUCAGCAAAGAUUGCAGUAGGCCACUAUGACUAUCAUCCUCCAGCUGGUUCCAGGCCUGAUUAAAACAGACUCGUACUAUGGAGGCUCCAGAAAGUUGUUCCACAGUAAAAAAUUAUCUUUUUGACUUUAGUCUUUUUUUUUGUUUCUGUACAAUUGGCUGUGGCCAGAUUUGUUACAGGAAGAAAACAUUCAUCUUCAGGAUUUUAUAUAUUUAUGAGACAUAAACUGAUGUAAGCUGUCACAUAAAUGAUAUAAUAUUGCUGGAGGCAGGAAGAAUCUCCGGUAGCAGUCAGUCUUACAACAAAUCUGAAGAAGCCUCUGACUGAAGACUGUUACUCUAUGAUUUGUGACUAUCAUCACAUGCUAACUAAUUAUCAUUGAUAUUCUUUAUAACUUACUUUAUAGUUAUGAGUUCUGUUUUGUUGCGAUCUGUCUGAAAAAAUGUGUUUCUGAUUACACACUUGGGACUUUGUAUCGAUUUCCAUUCAUUUUAAUAAGUGCAUUUAUGUCUAACACUAACAGUAUAUUUCUAAGCUUAACCUAAACUUGAUUCACGUCAUACCUCUAAACCAGGGGUGCUCAAAGUCGGUCCUCGAAGGCCGGCAUCCUGCAUGUUUUAGGUUUCUUCCUGGU
This is a messenger RNA of Xiphophorus hellerii (green swordtail), 5244 nucleotides long. It is a transcript of the gene cep128, whose product is annotated as centrosomal protein 128. NCBI's taxonomy places the organism in Eukaryota, Metazoa, Chordata, Actinopteri, Cyprinodontiformes, Poeciliidae. The record is from RefSeq and is a predicted model, not a curated record. Gene Ontology annotation, cellular component: centriole; spindle pole. The coding region runs from base 730 to 3459 and encodes 909 amino acids. The transcript is spliced from 20 exons.